AGAGGAGGGGUUGAAAGUUCUCACCGGCUGCUAUCUUCUCGGUCGUCCUCCUCCUCCUCCUCCUCUUCCUCGCCGCCGCGCCGUCAUCUUCCUCAGCCCCCCCGGAGCCCUACGACCUGCUGUACGACACCGCGGUGCGGGCGUUUUACAACAGCGACUACGCGGCCGUGGCGCGCCACAUGGAGGGCGCGCUGCGCGCCUGCAAGGAGGUGCGGAGCUCCAGGGUCCGGUGCCGGUUGAGGUGCCAGGACCAGCAUCCCUUUGACGCGACCUUCUCGGACCUGCGCUUCCCCGACGUGGUUCUGCGGAGAGCGGCGUGCAUGAACGCGUGCAUCGAGGAGAGAAUCGGCACUCAGUCCAUGCACAAAGUCGGCGAGGAUGUAGUGCAGGACUUCCAUCGCAGGAUCCCUUACAACUAUCUUCAACUGGCGUAUCGCAAGUUGGAGCAGCCUGACCAGGCGGCGGCGGCGGCUCACACUUAUUUCCAGGCAAACCCAGAACAUGUGGAGAUGGGCCAGAACCUGGAGCAGUACAAAGACCAGCCGGGUGUCGAGGAGGAGCACUUUGUGGACCGAGAAGCUCGGCCUCACCAGCGUUCCUUUGCAGCGGCGGUGGGUUUGUAUGAUGAAGGAGACCACAGAGGAGCCAUCGCCCUGUUUGAGGAGGCUUUGGUGCAGUACUAUGAAGCCGACUCCGAGUGCCGCGCCUUGUGUCAAUGGCCGCAGAGGUUCGACGGCCACGACCACCUGCGCUACCGUUACAGCCUCUAUGAAAUCAUAUCAGAUCACUUCACUCAGGUGCUGCACUGUGAACACGAGUGCGUUCGAGACCUCGCCACCCGGCCAGGCCGCCUCUCGCCGAUGGAGAACUACCUGCCUCAGCACUACGACUACCUUCAGUUUGCGUACUUCCACGAGGACCGGCUGGAGGAGGCGCUGCAGUGCUCCCUGACGUACCUGCUGUUCCACCAGGGAGAGGAGUCCAUGACGGACAACGUGCAUUACUACAGGGAGAUGCUGGGACAUGAUGGCCAGCCGAGAGAGGAAGCUGCUUGGUACCUGAGGAGGCACAAACAGGAACUGGAGCUCCUUCUGAUUGGCAGCGAAACCAUGGGAGUGGAAUUUACAGAAGGGAAUUACUGGAGCAGCACGGGCGGGAGAGAGGACUCCAACAGGAUUCCCUCGGGGACAGACGGCUGGAUGGAGUAUGUUCCCAUUUCAGAAAAGAAGAACGUCGUCGUUGCUGCUCAACAGCAACUCAAAGAAGGCGGCCCCUUGGUGUACGAAGACGUGCAGCUGGUGCAGAACUCCGCGGCGCUGAACGGGACCCAGCGGGUGCUGCUGGAUCGCGUCAUAUCCGAGGAGGAGUGUUCGGACCUCAGGCGCCUGGCUCACGCCGUCACCAUGGCGGGAGACGGUUACCGGGGGCGGAUGUCUCCACACACUCCUAAUGAGAAGUUCGAAGGGGCCACUGUGCUCAAAACCCUGCAGUUCGGGUAUGAGGGCAGAGUGCCGAUGGGGAGCGCCCGCCUGUUCUACGACGUCAGCGAGCGAGCGAGACGGGUCAUCGAGUCGUACUUCCUGCUCAACUCCACCCUGCACUUCUCCUACACGCACCUGGUGUGCCGGACAGCCAUCACAGGCCAGCAAGAUCACAGGAACGACCUGAGCCACCCGAUCCACGCCGACAACUGUCUGUUGGACCCCGAGGCCAACGAGUGCUGGAAGGAACCUCCCGCGUACACGUACAGAGACUUCAGUGCACUGUUAUAUCUAAAUGGAGAUUUUGAAGGAGGGGAGUUCAUAUUCACAGAAAUGGAUGCCAAAACCGUCACGGCAUCGGUGAAGCCCUUGUGCGGCCGGAUGGUGGGUUUCUCAAGCGGAGGGGAGAAUCCACACGGCGUGAAGGCCGUUACCAGCGGGCAGCGGUGUGCCGUCGCUCUGUGGUUCACCCUGGACCCGCUCUUCAGAGAACUGGAGAGGCUGCAGGCGGACGAGGUGAUCCAGGCGCUGGACACGCAGUCCGUGUGGGGGGGCGGAGGCCUCAACAUCAACCCCAAAGAUGAGCUGUAGAAGCUGAAGCAAAACGGCCGCAGUCCAAAUCCGCUUCAAUCGAAUCCUUCUGUAUUUUAACUAUUUAUUGAACCGACCUUUGGAUAAGAACUUUUUUUCGUACUGUUUGAGGUGCAAGAUUAAUGAUAUUGUCAGUUUUUGUGCUUUCAGUGGCGUUUUUUUGAAUGUUUCUCUACACACAAGUACUUGAGUUUAGCUUCUGUUCUUUGUGUUUCCCUCCCCGGACGGCUUCUAAAAGUCCAGCUCACUUAGUUUUGUUGCACCUGUUUCAUGGAAGACUGAUCGUAGCUGUAAUCUCACUCAACUGUGAAGAAUCCAGAGAGAAGAAUCGGUAGUUAACUUCUUCUUGCUGUUGCUUUGAGUUGUACUUGUUGUUGUCCUGGACAACGUGUCUGAUGGGUUUUGCUCAUAAACACUAAGUACAACUAUUAAAGAUGCUUUACUUUCAGUGGUCAGUAGUUCAAAAUAGUUCACAAGCGGUACUGUUACAUACUACAUGUUGUUACUGACUGUUUCACUCAUAUCACUCAUACAACCAGUUUUAAGAAAGAGAUACAUUCUAAUAUGAUGAAUAUUUAAUGAUCAUGCCCUCUUUCCUCCUCUGCGUGUCGGAGUUUUCGUCUUCUCUUCGGCGACUUGGUCCAGUUGUCCUUUUGUUGUUGGCGCAAUGAAUCAGUCCCCUCUUUCCUGGGCACACCGAGCAGAACAUACUGGUUAACAUGUUGCCUGACAUGCGAACACGCUGUUUAUGUGUUACUUUUAUUUAUGCAUUUUUUAAUAAUCGGCAGCUGCUGUCGUUACUGUCUGCAUUUUAUAUGGGGAAUUUUUUUUCAUAAAAGAGGUCAAUCAUUCCUGUUUCAAGGAAUACGUUUUUGUAUCUAUCUUUUAUUUCUUUAUAUUGGUGUUGAUGAUACAGGUGAUAGGCCGAGUCUUGCACUGUAAAUCCGAUGGAAAGAAACGGAAAAGAGAUGUUUUUCUUUCUUUUUUAUUUUAAUUAAAACUGCUAACCAGUACCGUCAUCCUGUCAUGUUAUGAGGUUGGCCACUUUUGUUUCACUGAUAUUUAAUUCUGAAAUGCUGUAACAUGCCAAUGUGUAUGUGUACGUGCCUAUUAAAAACGUGAAAUUUCACAUCUA
Messenger RNA from Gasterosteus aculeatus aculeatus (three-spined stickleback), 3207 nucleotides. RefSeq names its product prolyl 3-hydroxylase 2 (gene p3h2). Gene Ontology annotation, biological process: collagen metabolic process. Gene Ontology annotation, cellular component: endoplasmic reticulum. Lineage: Eukaryota; Metazoa; Chordata; Actinopteri; Perciformes; Gasterosteidae. Gene Ontology annotation, molecular function: procollagen-proline 3-dioxygenase activity; iron ion binding; L-ascorbic acid binding. The record is from RefSeq and is a predicted model, not a curated record.